AUGUGCAAUGAACCCCGCCAUUGCCACCCCCAGGAUUGUUGGCACGCCCAGCAGCAGCUGCAGCUGCAGCUGCAGCAGCCGCAGCAGCAGCAGCAGCAGCAGCAGCAGCAGCAGCAGCAGCAGCAGCAGCAGCAGCAGCAGCAGCAGCAGCAGCAGCAGCAGCAGCAGCAGCAGCAGCCGCAGCUGCCGCAGCUGCCGCAGCUGCAACAGGACCAAGGCGAGCUGGGCUCCGUGGGGGAGCUGCUGACGCAGCAGGCAGCUCUGCAGGAUGUUCCAGCAGCUGCAUUCAACCUGCCCAUGACCGAGCGUAGCGCGCUGCAGCGUAUCGCAAGUUUUUUGGUGCUGGUCUCGGUCCUCGCUGACAGCUCUGACCAGCGGCCGCUGCCCAAGCCGCUGCGCAGCCGCGCCGCCAUCCAGCAGCUGUUGGAGAGCGGCGCGGGCGGCUGUUUCCUUUCGGGCAGCUUUGGUGCGAAAGAGGACCAGCAGGGGGCGGAAAGUAGGGGCCUGCAAACACCCAUACUGCCAGUUGGAUGCAGCGGCGACGGCGGCGGCGGCGGCGACCUGGCCACAUUCAACAUUGGCGGGCACUCGUCUGGGACGCUGCGGCUCGCGGGCAAGUGCGGUCAGCUGUACUGCUUUGUUUCCUCACCGUCACGGGCUGUCCAGGGCAAGACGGGCCGCGGCGGUGGCGGUGGCGGCGGCGGCGGCGGCGGCGGCGGCGGCGAGGGUGCCGCGUCAGGUGCUGUGAGCGUGCGGCAGUUCGGGGUCGUGCUGUCGCCCCAUGCCAACUUCGCACAGCGGGUCAAACCCAAGGGCGAGGGCGAGGGUGAGGGCGAGGGCAAGAGAAGGCGCGUUGGGACGGCCAAGAGCGAGGGCAAAGGCACGAGCAAGCAGCGCACACACGGCAACGCGGCUGCGGCAGGGGUGCCGCCGCCUCCGCCGCGCCCAGUGGCGGGGAACAACCAGCGGCCUGCUGAGCAGACGGCUGCCACGGCGGCGGCGCGCAUGGACAAUCUGGCCCAGGGGAAGCCUCCCCCUUCAUUCAAGAAGUGGGAGGGGCACGAUGCGUGGAUUGCGCCCGCGUUCCUCUACCGCUACCACAGCGGCGAGGACGCGUGCGGCCGCGACAUCCCCACCAUCGCAGACGACCUGCGGGAUGUGGCGGCCUACGUCGGCCGCCUGAAGGGCUGCGGGUCGUGA
Monoraphidium neglectum is the source of this 1200-nucleotide messenger RNA. RefSeq lists its product as hypothetical. Lineage: Eukaryota; Viridiplantae; Chlorophyta; Chlorophyceae; Sphaeropleales; Selenastraceae. The record is from RefSeq and is a predicted model, not a curated record. The transcript has a single exon. Bases 1 to 1200 code for a protein of 399 amino acids.